GCACUUGCAGGGGCUACUCCUUUACUUCGCACACGCGUCCCGUUCACGAGCGGCACGACCUGCUUGUGGAAAGGGAGCGUAUUUUAUAUACAUCGGCAUCCACUCCUACCGAUGUCCCAGACAGCCUUCGCUCGCGCAAACUGAACUUACAUAGGAUAAUAAACGAUUGGCUUCGACACCCAGUGCCAAUUGACUCGAAUCCAAGGUUCAUGCGCGCACAACUGCGGUUUUCUCGGCGGUGUGACGACGCCCAGAGCUCACUCGGCUCGGGCGGAAUUCGUUUUCUGAGCGUGGGCUCCGACGACAGACUCUCCACAAGACUCCGCAAGACUCCCGAGUACUCCGGGAUGCAGAGGCCCGGCAUGAAGUUGGUGAACGGGGUGCCCAUGCUGGACUUCCUCGCGGACAAGUGGAGCUGCGUGGAGCAGCUUCAGGCCCGCUCCGAUGACCUCGUCAUCGCCACAUACCCAAAGGCUGGCACCACGUGGAUGCAGGAGAUCGUGGAUCUGGUGAUAAACGCCACGGACUUGGCACACAACCGCCGCGCGACCAUCGAUGACCGCAUGAUCUUCAUGGAGUGGAGCUGCGGUCCCGGGGAACCGCCAGAGCUUCGUAGUGGUGUGGAGCUGCUCGAUGAAUUUCCGUCUCCUCGCGUCAUCAAGACCCACGUUCCCUACAAGCUCUUUCCCUCUUCGUUCUGGGCGAAGGACUGCAAAGUGAUCUACGUGGCUCGGAACGCCAAGGAUAACGCCGUCUCCUACUUCCACUUCGACCGCAUGAAUCGGCAGCAGCCGGAGCCCGGCUCCUGGGAGGAAUACCUCCCGCGCUUCGUGGCCGGAAGCGUGCCGUGGGGCUCCUGGUACGAUCACGUGACCGGCUGGUGGAACGCGAGAGAGAACCACCGGAUCCUCUACUUCUUCUAUGAAGACAUGAAGGAGAACCCCCUGCGGGAGGUGUCUCGGGUCGCCGACUUCAUCGAGCGGCCACUGUCGGAGCGGCAGCUGCAGGAGGUGGUGCGCCUCAGCUCGUUCUCGGUCAUGAAAAACAACCCCAUGAGCAACUACAGCCACCUGCCGCCCGCCCUCAUGGACCAGACCGUGUCGCCGUUCAUGCGCAAGGGGGAGGUGGGUGACUGGAAGAAUCACUUCUCUGCAUCGCAGCUGGAAGAGUUUGAGCAAGACUACAGCAAGAAGAUGCCCGCUGAUGGUCCGAGCUUCCGUGACACCCUACCCUGACAAACUCAGGAUCAACUCACGCCC
Petromyzon marinus (sea lamprey) is the source of this 1259-nucleotide messenger RNA. RefSeq names its product sulfotransferase 1C1-like. NCBI's taxonomy places the organism in Eukaryota, Metazoa, Chordata, Hyperoartia, Petromyzontiformes, Petromyzontidae. Gene Ontology annotation, molecular function: sulfotransferase activity. The record is from RefSeq and is a predicted model, not a curated record.